Molecule: messenger RNA, 1014 nt
Organism: Aspergillus terreus NIH2624
Lineage: Eukaryota; Fungi; Ascomycota; Eurotiomycetes; Eurotiales; Aspergillaceae
Exons: 4
Coding region: 1-1014 (337 amino acids)
Source: RefSeq, a predicted model, not a curated record
AUGAUGUGCCAACCUUUUCUGCCUCCACCUCCUGAAGGGGUCAACUUUGCGGGCCAGACAGUGCUGAUCACGGGCGGAAACUCAGGCCUGGGCCUCGAAACCGCCCGUCAAUGCCUCGCCCUCCAAGCAAAGCGAGUAAUUAUCACCGUCCGCUCUGAGGCCAAAGCCCAAGAUGCUCUAUCAACACUAAGAGCCAACCCGGACGUGCGCGGUUCCAACCCAGAUGCAACGCUCGAUGCAUUCAUCCUAGAUCUCGACGACUACCAGUCUGCCAUUGACUUUGUGCACAAGGUCAAGCAGGAGGUUGCUGAACUGGACGUUCUCCUGUGCAACGCUGGAACUUGUAUGCCCGAGUAUCAGACCAGCAAAAGCGGUCAUGAACGGCACAUGCAAGUCAAUUGCUAUUCCCAAUUCCUUAUCGCCCUGGAGCUGCUGCCUCUUCUUCGUGCCACCACGGCCAUGCGAAAGACGCCCUCGCGAUGCACCAUGGUCGGAUCCUACUCUCACGCGAACAACUCCCUGGCAGAUCAUCCUCUGCCAGAUGGUGUCUCCGUCGUAGAACACUUCGACAACCCGGCCAACUACGUCAAGUUCAAGCAGUAUAUGAACAGCAAGCUUGUUAUGCAUGCCUUCGUCCAGCAUCUGGCCACGCUUGUGCCCGCGAACGAAGUCAUUGUGAACGCACCGUGUCCCGGAGUCGUGGCCACCACGCUGAUGAAGGGCUUCCCGCUGUGGCUCCGCGCGAUUAUAUUCGUAUGGCACAAGACGAUGGGCCGGUCUGUGGAACAGGGGGCGCGUGCGCUGAUCUAUGCUACUCGAGUGGCAGGUGAGGAGACUCACGGAAAGUACCUCUCUAAUAAUGAGGUGGCUAGUGCAGCGAGUGUGUUGAGUGGGAAGGACGGCCAGGAAUUUGCCAGGCGGGUAUGGACGGACUCCUGCAGAGAAGUCCGCAAAGUGAAACCGGAUAUACCGAUUCCAGAUUGCAUAUAUAUUCUCGUUUUUGCUUUUGGCUAG